Molecule: messenger RNA, 2753 nt
Organism: Osmerus eperlanus (European smelt)
Lineage: Eukaryota; Metazoa; Chordata; Actinopteri; Osmeriformes; Osmeridae
Gene: nucb2a
Product: nucleobindin 2a
Exons: 13
Coding region: 96-1523 (475 amino acids)
Cellular component (GO): endoplasmic reticulum-Golgi intermediate compartment; extracellular exosome
Molecular function (GO): calcium ion binding
Source: RefSeq, a predicted model, not a curated record
UACUGCAAUGUAUUCUGCCAUCCGAUCCUGAACAGGAACAGCCACCGCUAGAGCGGCACAACAAAUUAGCUCAACGAACAUUCACAAGCCCCAACAUGUCCCGUAACUGGGCUUUCCUGUCCAGCUGUUUUGCUGUUGCCGUCCAUCUGCUGUAUCUAGAGGCAGUGCCAAUUAGUAUGGACAAGACUAAAAUCAAGCCACAGGAAGAGAAAGUUCAAGAUCCUCCGCCUAGUGUUGACACUGGACUCCACUAUGACCGAUACCUCAGGGAAGUCAUCGAUUUCUUGGAGAAAGAUCCACAUUUUAGAGAGAAGCUUCACAACACUGACAUGGAGGACAUCAAGCAAGGGAAGCUGGCUAACGAGCUCGACUUUGUCGGCCACCACAUCAGAACCAAACUGGACGAGCUGAAAAGACAGGAAGUCAACCGUCUACGGACACUCAUCAAAGCUAAGCAAGAUGUCGAAGGAGGGAACGACAUGGUAGUGGACCACCAGGCCCUGUUGAAACAGUUUGAGUACCUGAACCACAUGAAUCCGCACACCUUUGUAGUGGAUGACCUGGAUCGACUGAUCAAAUCUGCCACAAAUGACCUGGAAAACUUUGACAAGGACCGCCAUGAGGAGUUUAAGAAAUACGAGAUGAUGAAGGAGCAUGAUAGACAGGAACACCUGAGGACUCUGGACGAUGAAGGAAGGAAGAAGGAGGAGGAGCAUUACGAGGAGAUGAAGAAGAAACAUGCCGACCAUCCCAAAGUCAACCAUCCAGGUAGUGAGAAUCAGUUGAAAGAGGUGUGGGAGGAAGGUGAUGGUCUGGACCCGGAGGAUUUUGACCCCAAAACCUUUUUCAACCUGCACGAUACCAAUGGAGACGGUUUCUUUGACGAACAAGAGUUGGAGGCUUUGUUCACUAAAGAGCUGGAGAAGAUCUACGACCCGACCAACGAGGAGGACGACAUGGUGGAGAUGGAGGAGGAGCGCCUCCGGAUGAGAGAACAUGUCAUGAACGAGGUGGACUCAAACAAAGACAGACUGGUGUCUCUAGAAGAGUUCUUGGUCGCCACAAAGAAAAAGGAAUUCCUGGAGCCAGACAGCUGGGAGACGCUGGAGCAGAACCAGGCCUACACGGACGAGGAGAUGAGGGAGUUUGAGGAGCACCUGGUCCGCCAGGAGCAGGACUUGAACCAGAAAGCUGCAGAACUCCAGAAGCAGAAGGAGGAGCUGGAGAGGCAGCAGGAGCAGCUCAACGCCCAGAAAGUGGAGCUGCAGCAGGCAGUAGAGCACAUGGAGCGGUUGAAAAUCCAGAAUGUGGAGGCCCCUCCUGAGGUUCAUAUUGAGGGAAAUGCCGUCCCUGACCAACAGGUGCAUGACAAUGUUCUGGCUCCAGGCCACCAAGCUCUGCACCAGGAUCCUCCCCAGGACUAUCACGAAGAACUCCCAAAAAGUCCAGAUUUGCCUCCAGCUCACAACGAUCUACCCCCAGUCCAUGAAGCAGUUCCGGAAGCCUUGCAUGACCUGCCGUAGGGCUGCAACCCCCCUCCUCCCUCCAGCUGUCUCAUAGACUGGUGCUACUUGUGGACACACCUCUGGCGUCAUGAAACCACCUCAGCAGACUUCUGAAACCACCUCAGCAGACUUCUGAAACCACCUCAGCAGACUUCUGAAACCACCUCAGCAGACUUCUGUACAGUCCUUACAGCCAUGCCCCUGAGUACCAAGGUGGCCCCUUUUGUCCAUGUUUGGCUCCUGGUCUCCUCAUGUUGGAGGCAGGGAUGGAGAACCCACCAGUGUCUCUCUCCUUUCUUGAGGUCACACAAAUACAAUCCCAAAAUGUUAUGUCGAGAGUUUCAGAAUUUUUUUACGUUAGCCUGUCAGGGUCAGGGAAUUAGGAUUUGACCGACAUCAAAUCAGCAACUUCUUCAUCUAUUUCAAAUACUUGAAGCAUGCUUGAUUUAGCCUGCUUGCCCAAGAAAGUGGGCAUAGUUUGCACUUCUGAGAUUAUUUAGAUACAUGUCUAAAUAAAUAUUGUGACUCAGGUCUGUAGACUAGCCUACAUCUGCACAAAUUGUUUAUUUAAAAAUGUUCAUAAAUGUAAUGAUCCGAAACAAUGGUCAAGACUUGUGGUAAUAUGGUUUUAAUAUUUUGAUGCAUUGUCAGUAUCUGUAGAACAUUUGUUGCCUGAUUUGGGAAUUCUUACGUGUCAGUGAGUGCAGUUGUGUGUUCAAAGGCUCAGAUAUUUUUCAGGCCUUCGUUUUGAAGAGGGACAAAGUAAUCAUCUUCUUUGUGGACUGUGGUGUGUUCAGGUUUUGCUGAUCUCAAGUAGGUUGCAAUGGUAGGUUGACUGCAACUGCAAAACUAGGAUCUAUACCAUCUGCAGACCAGUGACAGUCCAUUUUUCUUUGUGUUUUCUAGUCAUGGUUGCUGUGUGUUUGAAAUGCUGCUGGUUUCCUACUGGUUUCUCAGUAUCCCCACCUCUUCAUGUCUGGAACUUGAACUCUAGUGGUCUCUAGUUGGAGCACAGAAGAGAUAUGACUGCUAGUGACUGUGCCUACCAAUCCUACUUAAAUACCAGGGGGAAUGGUCACAUGGCUGGUCUGCAACCUACCAGCUGAAGUCCACUUUCCCCCUAUUGGCCCGUAGAGAAAAGCAUUGACCUGAGACGCGUUAUUUUGCACAAUAGGGUAGGCUUUCUCCCAAGAUCAUGAAAGAAAUUCGAAAUUUGCUGUACUGGAAGAAUUAAGUUUUUUUAAUUGA